Messenger RNA from Pestalotiopsis fici W106-1, 1122 nucleotides. RefSeq lists its product as uncharacterized. The record is from RefSeq and is a predicted model, not a curated record. Lineage: Eukaryota; Fungi; Ascomycota; Sordariomycetes; Amphisphaeriales; Sporocadaceae. The transcript is spliced from 2 exons. The coding region runs from base 1 to 1122 and encodes 373 amino acids.
AUGUUUACCAAGGCAGCUACCAUCUCCGCCCUUGUGGCUAUUGCCCAGGCCCGUUUCGGUCAGGAACAAGUUCCCGUAUCUGCCGUCACUGCCCUCAGCAACUUUGGAAACCCCGGUGAAGCUGCCACUCUGGCUGGUGGUAUCCCCGGCAGUCUCCUCGCCGCCGCCGACCCUUGCGCCAAGCUCACGCUUGCAGACAAGAUCGUCUCAACCUUGGGUACCGACUCUGCAGUCAUCUCGGCCGCCCAGCAACUGGUUGCCGCUGAGCAAAACUUCAACCCCUUUGUGGUCAGCAUCCCCAACAUCUGCGGCGACGCAACCUUGCCCGCCACUGCAGAGCUCCGUGGUAUUGUUCCUCUGAUUGACCCAGCCGUUACUGGCUCGGAUACCGAGAACGCCAACUCUGCCUCGUCGCUUAACAGCCCCUUUGACGCCACUGGCCUCAGCGUAGCAGAGGUUAUGAUUGCUCAGGGUUUCUCCAACUUCUCGUCCAAUGGUCAGGAUCAGUCGAGUGGAAGCACUGGCAACACCGACACGGGCAGUGGCACCGCCACUACCGCGUCCGCUGCCGCCUCAACCACACUGACCAAGUGCAGUAAGAACACUGCCACUGCAUCUGCUGCCACUACAUCUGCUGCCGCUGCGACUUCCACAGCCAGUGCUACUGAGUCAGCCGACGCCGCUGCUACCUCUGCUGCAUCUUCGGCUGCUACAGGUGCUGGUGCCGUCAGCGACCCAGUCACGGGAACUUUCGAUGGAUUCCAAGCUUCUUCCCUCGGUCUUGACUUUGGAACGUGUACUCCUACCGUCAAGUUCGAGGAGUCGCUGAAUGGGCGCAAGGCUGGCGAGUUCACCUUCCAGGCUCAGGAUCCCGUUGUGAACAAGGGUCAGCAAGAGGCUCUCAACCCGAACAUCAUCUUCAACCGCAUCUGCGACCAGCUCGUCAACGUCUGCGGUGCUGCCGAUGACGCCGUCACCGCGUGCAAGUCUGCUCAGGCUGAUCUUGGUGGUGGUGCCAAGGAUGAGACAACAGCCAACGCCUGGAACGAAGCUCUGGGCUUUGCAGGAACCAACAUUAACCCCGACAACGCUCCUCAGACUGGCCUUGUUGGUCACACCUAA